CCGCCCCGCGCAGAGCCCCGCGGUGGGCGCGAUGGCUGGAGCCCCGCAGCCCGGCUGCCCGGCUCCCCGCGUUUCCGGCGGCAGCCAGGGCGGCUGUUCCGAGGGCGCGGCAUGAAGGUGGCGGUGCUGGACCUCGGGGCUCUCCUGGCCAAACUCUUCGGGACCCCGAAGGCACCCCCCGCGGCCCCCUCCCCGGGGGGCUCCUCCGGCCCCCCGGGGGGCUCCUCCGGCCCCUCGGGGGGCGCAGGGUCUGCGGGCGCCGUCCGGACCCCGACCCCGACCCCGACCCGCACCCUGCUCCCCGCGCUGGCCCCCGACGCCGGCUCAGCCCCGCGGGGGGCGCCCGCCGCGCUGCGCCCUCCGCUCGCUGCCUCCCACGCGCGGGUCGCGGCCGCCGGAGCGCUGGGGUCGCCUUCGCCCUCGGCCGGCAGCUCCAGAGCAGCCAAGCUCCCGCCGGCGCCGCCGCCUCUGCCCGCGAGCAGCGCGGGGCGCAGCGCCCCGGGGUCCCCGGCCCAGCGAGCGCUCCCCGGGGGAAGGGAGCCCAGCGCGCCCAAGGCGCCGGGGCCUGGCCCCAGGACCCUGCUCUUCACCCUGCCGCACAUCGGCGAAGAGCGGCCCUCGGACAGCGACUCGGAGGACGGCGCAGAAGGAAGAGGACUGUCAGAAGGACCUAGAAAGCACAGUUUUGCUGCGAAAAACAAAAAGCCUUUACCUCUAUGUUUCACAAGAAAUGUGCAGAAGGCCAUUAAUAAAUAUACCAGUGAAUCCCCAUCAUCAGCCUCAUCCAGUGGAACCUGCACGCCCACCGAAGCCCACCACUCGUGGGCUGUGUCCUCGACACAGAGUUCUACCACCGGCCUGUCCACAGAGAGGAGCUCAGUGUAUUCCUGGAGGGAUGAUGAAUUUGAUAAAGCCAAUGCCCAGAAGGUGCAACAGCUAUUUUGGGAGGUGGAGGAAAUGUUAUUUGAAGGGAAAGUAGGUGCUCAGACUCAGAACCUGCUGGUGGAAUGCAGUGAAUGGGCAAGCAGGUCCCUCCACCUGAGAGUAUUAGGAAGACAGCUCAUCCUGCCGACUGAUGAAGGGUUCCAACACUUCCAGGGCAGCCUGCCAAGUUCUGCCAGCCACAAACCCUUUCCUGAUGCCCCUGAACCCAACAGCAACGUCAGACAGUUGUGCAUCUCUGGCUCUCAGAUAGUGCCAGCAGCACUUGCAGCCGCUGCCCUGCCAGACUCCGAUGGCACAGGCAUUGAAAGCCAAGCAGCAUGUUCAUGUCUGGAAGAAGAGGUUUAUGGUGUGGAUGGGAAGAUUGAAGAGUAUUUUGCUUUUGAUAGAAGAGAGGAUGGUGAUGAACAACUUGAACAAAAGCCAGCUGGCGCUGGCAGGAAGUGGCGUAAACACGGACUUCCUCCCAUCUCCCCUCACGACUGUAUCAAAGACACUGUGGCAGCGGAAGUGUUCGAUCAUGUCUGGACAAAUAUGGUAGAAAUAUUGGGGGAGCUAAUUCAGAAGCACUGGGAAACUGCACUGACAGAAGGAAAACAACUGAAAGAAAAGUUCAAACCAGCUGAAACCAGAUCUCCACGUGUGUUCAUGCCUCGCCUUAGCACAGAUGUGCCAAGCGCUCCCCCGUCCAGAAGUUCUGAAACUCGCUGUGUGUCCCUGGCUUCGCAGCUGAAUCCACCUCAGAUUCAUCGCUUCUCCAACAAUUUCUGUAGUGAUUUGAACGGUGUGAUGACAAUUCAAGCCAAACCUCUUCAGCAGAGACCUACCUAUUUUGCAGACAGAACACAGAGUGAGCAGGAGGACAAAUCAUCUGCUGCAGGCAUUGGGGCCUUUUCCUUUGUUCGUCACCGGAUGGGGCGGAGCUCAGAUGCAAGAGGAUUACAGACUUCUGCCAAGAAAACAGUGAUGCACAGGAGGCUGCCUUCUCUUACGUCAGAUUCACUGAGAAUAAAAACCCCCAAUGUGUACAGUGAUGAAAUUCUUAGGGGAACAAAACUGCAAACUGGUAUAGACCACCUGUCUUCCCCACCAAUUCAGACUUCCCGCAGCCGGUUGCCUCCAAUUGGCUCAGACUCUGGGGAACAGAACACAGCACUUUCUGGAUCCCGCUCUGUAUCCCACAGAGGAAGGAAUCCACCCAGCCGGGUGUUAAGCGCAGUGCCUGACUGCAUAGAACGAUCACCUCUUCGAGAAAGAACCAUGGAGCAGCUCUCAAGGCCCAGCACAACUCACACCUUCCGGUCGGAUACACCUCGAAAAGGUUCAUUGACCCUGAUGGAAAUUGCCCACCACACGUGGACAGGUCAGAGUGUUUUGACAGGUUCACAGUACCUCCCUAAAUCUUUUCAGAGGACAACUUUGGCUUCAAGAAAGAGGUUCCAAGUCGCAUCUUGACACUUCUUCAUCAGAGCUGUGGACUUACACUUGAAAAGUUGAAGAACAAGUAUUAUCCUGUUUAUCUGUUUAUCGGACAGUCUGAGACAUUAGACUACCCUAGAGAUAUGCAAACAAGCGACUUAAUUUUGAACACUUUGCCUUGUCCAGAGAAUAAAGGUCAGACCCACUGCUCUUUACUGAAAGCAUUCUUGAGGUUUUUCAAGCUUUACGGAGAAGAUACUAAUGUGUGUUUAAAUUCCCUCACUUUAUCAAUUAUGUGUACGAUCAGUGUAUUCAUGUACUCAUAUACUAAUAUUACGUAAGAGUAUAUUAUCUAGGAAUCCAUUUUAUAGGUUUGUGCGUCAGCAUAUAUAUUCUAAUUCUCUUAAUAAUUCCAUCAAAACCCUAAACAUAUCACUUUUUUCUUCAGAAAAGAGUAAAGUUGUAUUUGAGACAAUCUAUUUGAAAAGGAUUCAGGUUGUCGUGGUCAUUGUUCUGACUUUCUCAUGUUUGUUAAAGUGUUUUAGUUAUGAACCACUUUGAGAAACGUCGGUGGCUAAUUCCCUUAAGCCAGUUGUGUUUUAUUAGUUUUCAUUUUUAAUCCAGGUAAUCCACUGAAAAAUGCUUUACAUUUAUUGAUUUUUAUUUUUGUCAGUUAAAUUUUUAUUAGUACAUGAUUGCACUAUAUAAUGAUUACCUUCUUUGUGGGGAGUUGGUAUGUGUACAUAACCACAUUUAUUGAUUUUUUAGAAACUGAACAUAAACAUCAUUAAAGUCUAUCGCAUGUG
Messenger RNA from Cavia porcellus (domestic guinea pig), 3167 nucleotides. It is a transcript of the gene Fam149a, whose product is annotated as family with sequence similarity 149 member A. Lineage: Eukaryota; Metazoa; Chordata; Mammalia; Rodentia; Caviidae. Bases 112 to 2397 code for a protein of 761 amino acids. The record is from RefSeq and is a predicted model, not a curated record. The transcript has 14 exons.